Molecule: messenger RNA, 2463 nt
Organism: Effrenium voratum
Lineage: Eukaryota; Dinophyceae; Suessiales; Symbiodiniaceae
Source: the annotation of a GenBank genome assembly
AUGUGCCGCAUGCGGUCCGCCUUCAGUGCGUGGGAGGCUGUGCUGCCGCCGCAGGGCGGCGGGUUGGCGCGGGUGGCCCGGCAGAUCUUCGGGUUCCAGCGGAACCCGUCCAUUUGGGUCCCAGCCUUUGCAGAGGCGUCAACUCUGCUGGACCGCUUUGCUCACCAAGUCUUCUGGUUCCAUGCCCGCAGGCUGGAGCUGAGCUCGGUGCCGCCCGGCUCCGGCGCGGAGCUCUGGGUGCAGCGCCGGGGUCCUGAGCAACCUCCGGGUGAGCGCGGCAUGGACUGGCAUUUCGACAAGGACGAGGACCUCCUGGACCGAGAGGACGUCUUGGUGAUGCCGAAGCUGAGCACCGUGACGUACUUGAGCUCCACAGGUGCACCCUUGCUGGUUCUAUCGCAGCCAGUGUUGAAAGAGGGCGAGCUUCAGCCGAUAGAGGGCCAGGUCACUGCAUUCCUCACUCGGCCCGUCUCGGGGAGACAUGUGGCCUUCGAUGGGCGGCUUCUCCACGGCUGCCCUGCACGCUUCGCCUCAAGAGGCGAGAGGCUUUCACUGUCGGUGAACCUUUGGUUCGGGCACAAGCCCCUGGGGGUGGUGUCAAGCGAGUCCUUGCGGGCGAGGCUCAGUCGCGAAGGCGUAGACCCAAUGAUGGAGCUGUCAACCUCAGAGGACCUCUUCACACCUGGUGACGGCAUGGUCGUGAAGCAGCACCAGGCGGACGGCGGCAUCGACUUGCCGGUGGACUUUGGGCCGUGGCACAUCGCGGGGCUGCGGGUGCCGUCGGAGCUGCGGGGAGAGGACCUCACAACACCUCUUGCGCUCUUGCACGAUGCCGGACAGGUAACAGCAGAGAACAUGCAACUGCGGCGGCAGCUGGAGAAAGAUCCUGCCGCCCCGCGGACCGAAAUUCGAGCCUCCAAACGGAUGGACGAUGCCUUGCGCAAGUCCGGGUGCGACGAGGACUUCCACUUCACUCCCACCGUGGUUCAGACGGUCCAACGUAAGUCCUUCCAGUCUGUCGAGGCGCCUUUGGAGCUGCCGGGCGCCGUGGUCGAAAAGCUGCCUGUGGGGCCCCCCCCGGGCCUUCAGAACUCCGAGGACGGCACCAACGAACCGGAUGAGCCGGAGGAGCACAACGGGGACGUAGGGCACCGCAAAACCCACCGAAAGUCCGUCGUAACGGUAGAAGACGAGUUGGGGGAUAGCGCAUCAUUUCUCCUGCUUUUGGACAUGGUUCCAGCAGCGGUGAUCAUCCUCAGCGCUGCGAUCGCUGGACUGAGUGCCGAUAUUGCGCCAAACCACAUAGCAUGGACUGUGCUCGAGAUUGUGUUCACGGUUUUCUUUGUUGCAGAGAUCAUUGUGAAGUGCAGAUACUUUGGCAUUUGCGAAUAUCUAGUGGGUGCGGAUUGGUACUGGAGCUGGUUUGACAUCCUCUGCGUCAUCUUGGCACUUGUCGACAUGACCCUGCAAUUUGCUUUUUCCGACGCCGAGGGUGGUGACGAUGGGUCCCCCGUGGGUGUGCUGAAGAUGCUGAAGCUCGCCCGGCUUGGACGUAUCGUCCGCCUGCUGCGAUUCAAGAUCUUCCAAGAGCUAAAGCUGAUGAUACAGGGAGUGUUCACCGGGCUCCGGGUGCUGUUUUGGGCGGUGGUGUUGCUACUUCUUUGCAUGUACCUGCUGGGCGUCUUCACGCGCACCAUCUUCUCGGACCAUGCGGAGUUUGAAACUGUGCCGGCGGCGAUGUUCACUUCCUUCCGAUGCUUUACCGAAGGGUGUUCGGCUUUCGAUGGGACACCUCUGCAAGAGAGGUUGCGCAAGGACCACGGUGGUGUUUUCAUGUUUGGCUACAUCUUGCUUUUUCUGUUUGUUACCAUCGGGAUCUUCAAUCUGAUCAUGGCAGUGUUUAUCGAUAACGUCGCGGACGGCAGCACGAAGAAGCGGCAGCGCGAACUCGGGGAGAACGCGCCCCGCACAGAAUGGGUCUUAGCCAGCUCCUUGCGGCAAAUCAUCAUGACCAAUGUGCUGCGCAAGGAGACCCAGCACCUGCCAGAUGAUGAAAGGACACAGGUGCUGAAGGAGAAGAUUGAAGCUCUUCGAGAGAGGUAUGGUUACAAACCCCACUCGAACCAGGAAUAUCAAGAGCUUGCCGAUGGAAUUCGAGAGGACAUGUCAGAAAGUGGUGUGGUUGUCACGAGGGAAGACUUCAACGGAUGGCUCACCAGCGAGAAGGAGUUGAUUUCAAAGAUGGAUGAUGCCGAAAUCGACCUGUCAUGUAAGUAUGACCUCUUCGAUGUCCUCGAUGCGGAUCUCAGCGGUGAGCUUGACUUCGAUGAGAUGGUGGAUGGCCUUAUCAAGUGCCGAGGCCCUGUGUCCAAAACCGACAUCAUCGCCAUUAGGCUGAAGACUGUGUUGUUGGUUCGCAUGAUGAACGGCAUAUGUGAAAAGCUCGGAAUUCAACCCGGUUGA